UAAGAAAAUGAACACAAUUUGAUAUUUAUUUUCCGAGAAUAAAUCUCAAACCAAUUUCCCGAUUUGUCUCAAUUUUGCAGGUUGGAAAGUUCAUCAAUCUAAUAUCAACAUUCAUUAUUUCCUUCGCCAUCUCAUUUGCCAGAGGUUGGCUACUCACAUUGAUCAUGCUGUCUACAAUUCCUCCUAUGGCUGUUUGUGGCGCCGUAUUGUCAAUUGUUCUAUCCAAAAUGUCCUCGAAUGAACAAAAAUCAUAUGCCAAAGCUUCAGAAAUUGUGGAACAAACCAUAGGCUCAAUUAGAACAGUGGCAGCUUAUACAGGGGAGAAUAUUGCAGUGCAGAAGUAUAAGAAGGCAUUAAAUGGUGCCUAUAUUUCUUGUAUUUAUGAGGGGUUGGCUUCUGGUUUUGGUGCCGGGCUUGUAUUUUUCCUUAACUACAGCAGCUAUGCUUUUGGAAUGUGGAACAGCUCAAAUCUGAUAUUAAAUAGAGGAUACACAGGUGGAGUUAUCCUUUCUGUUAUCUUCACAGUUCUGAUUGGUGCUUUGUAAGUUACUCAUUUCCUGUUUUUUUUUUCUUUUUGAGAGAGAGAUUUA
Phalaenopsis equestris is the source of this 590-nucleotide messenger RNA. RefSeq names its product ABC transporter B family member 11-like. Gene Ontology annotation, cellular component: membrane. NCBI's taxonomy places the organism in Eukaryota, Viridiplantae, Streptophyta, Magnoliopsida, Asparagales, Orchidaceae. Gene Ontology annotation, biological process: transmembrane transport. The coding region runs from base 165 to 545 and encodes 126 amino acids. The transcript has 2 exons. Gene Ontology annotation, molecular function: ATP binding; ABC-type transporter activity. The record is from RefSeq and is a predicted model, not a curated record.